GCAAGUUGAACUCGGUUUGACAGGUAGAUUUACGAUUUGAACUGUAAUUGUACUUAAACUUUCUUUUUCUCUUUACUGUUAUAUACAUUUAGGGUGUCGUUAUUGGUUUUCUAAGCUAAACUGGUUUGAUUUAUUCUACUGUCUUCAAUUCUAAGAUUGAAGUACCGUAUGUUGACAAAUGGAAAUGAAAUGAAAAUUAGAGACCUAUUUGUACAUGAUGCUCAAAGAACAACGUGCAAUUGUUAUUGUAUUUGGGUCUGAUAAAAUCAGAUCCUUUGAUCUGCUCGCGUAGAUAAUCUGAUCCUUGUGUAGCGAUCUACGCAAGCGGAUCAAAGGAUCUUAUUUUAACCAGAUUGCCCUAAAAUCCAGAUGGUCUGAAUGAGCAUACAUUUCCCAUUUGAAUGAAAAUUUAAACUUGAAAGAGCAAAGACUGUAAAGUGUGUGAUGAAUAUAUAUGUCUUAUGGCGUGACCGUGUUUGAGGGCGAAGCAAAAAGUAUAAUUGGCAUUAAACAGGACAAAAAACAACCUGAAGUUAGCACGAGAACAGAGCUUUAAAUAUCAAUUAAAGCAUCCUAAUUUUGGACAUUUGAUCCGCCUAUAUAUUGAAUGUGAGAAAUAUAACGCAAUUGAUGUAAACAGUGCAUUGUGACAUCAUAUUCAGCGUCGUUAUUUAGCAAAUUUAUAAAAAUAGGAGACAUGGCACAAUCGCGUUAAUCGAGAAGUGAUUAUAUAUAUUAUUAAGAAAAUAAGAUUUACAUGCUUUUACAGAUUUUAUGUAACAUCUCAGAAUGACGUGAACUAGGGUAGAUGAGAUUCAAAAUGGAGAAAUACAUGUUCACGCACUAAUAUUCGAAUCGACGCCAUUGGGACCAAAAUUUUCAAGUUCCAUAAAUGAUUCGCUGCUGGAGGGCGGAUAUUAGUGAUGUGACACUGCUGGUUUCUAUUCAAGCUUUUGCCUCUGAGGUCCCUACAGUGUUUUGCAAGAAUUUAAUGGUUCUUCCUGAAACAGAAACCCAAGACGGAAAUCUUUUUGAUUGGUUAAGAAGAGAUUUAACCAUGGUGACAAGUUGCCUAGAAUUCUAAGCUGAAACAUGCCUGCAGUAAUGAUGGACCUACUUCAUCGAGUGAAGAGAGCGGUGGAUGUCGUUGCCACCACGGCAGGCAGUGUUGCUAAGGAAGCUGUUCAGGAUGCGGCGUCUAACGCAGGGGCAAUGGCAGGACCCACAACAGUGGCCCCUGCCGCCGGGGACGAGACCACAACAACAGCAAGGGGGAUUGAUAAACUCAAAAAUUUAGUGGCAGGAGAGCUUGGCAAACUUCCUAUAUGGGCAUUAAUACUUAUAGCAGCAGGGGCCAUACUGUUUCUCUUAUGUUGUUGUUACUGUGUCUGUAAACGCUGUAUAUGUAAAAAACGCAAGAAGAAAGAAGGGAAAAAGGGGCUGAAGGGGCCAGUCGACCUUAAGGCAGUCCAGCUUAUUGGAGCCUCGCUGAAAAAAGAAAAGAUACAACCUGAUUUAGAGGAACUGGAAGUGAAUAUGGAACAGGAUGAUGACAAUGAAAGCACAAAGUCUGAGGUCAAACUAGGCAAGCUUCAGUUCCAGUUAGAUUAUGACUUCACUAAAAACGAGCUGACAGUAGGUGUGAUACAAGCUGCAGAUUUGCCUGGUAUGGAUAUGUCUGGUACAUCAGAUCCGUACGUCAAAGUUUACCUUCUACCAGACAAAAAGAAAAAAUUCGAAACAAAAGUUCAUCGCAAGACUCUUAACCCAGUCUUCAAUGAAACAUUUACAUUUAAGAAUGUCCCUUACGCAGAAGUUGGAGCAAAAACGCUAGUGUUUGCAAUUUACGACUUCGACAGAUUUUCAAAGCAUGAUCAAAUUGGACAGGUGAAAAUCCCACUGAAUACUGUGGACUUAUGCCAGGUUCUUGAAGAGUGGCGAGACUUAAUCAGCCCAGACAAUGAUGCUGAAAAGGAAAACAAGCUUGGGGACAUUUGUUUCUCCUUGAGAUAUGUCCCAACGGCAGGAAAACUGACAGUUGUUGUCCUGGAAGCCAAAAAUCUGAAGAAGAUGGAUGUGGGUGGUCUCUCAGAUCCAUAUGUUAAGAUCUCUAUGAUGUUAAAUGGGAAACGGGUCAAGAAGAAGAAAACCACCAUCAAGAAGUGCACUCUAAACCCAUACUAUAAUGAGUCAUUCACUUUCGAGGUGCCAUUUGAGCAGAUACAGAAAGUGCAGCUGUACAUCACAGUGGUCGAUUAUGACAGGAUAGGAACGUCGGAACCAAUUGGGCGUGUGAUCUUGGGAUGCAACUCAAGUGGAACGGAGCUUCGCCACUGGAGUGACAUGCUGGCCAACCCGCGGCGACCAAUCGCCCAGUGGCACACCCUUCAGGAAGUGCCAGAGAAAAGCUAAAGAAGGACGACACAUUAAGCAGCAGCGACACUGUUGUUGACCUUGUAACUGAUUCUGCAUCAUCAUUUUCGCUGUUAAAAAGUGAUCGUGUUUUCUCUCUGUAGCAUAGUUAAGGAUAUUUCGUAUUUCGACAGAAUUGUCCAUCAUUAUAGAUUCUGACAACUGGAAUCUGACCUUGUUAAACAGUUUUCCUGUGAAAUUUGAGAAAAUGUGUAGAAAGCAAAGGAAGGAUAACUCUUCCUAUAUUUUUUUGUGCAAUAUCAUAAUAUUCUGAAAUGCGUUUAUGUGUAUACAUCCUAUUGUGAUAUGUACUAUGUUAUUAAUUCAGUCACUCAGUUGAUGCUAAGAUAUUUUACAAGCAUGGUUAACUUGUAAAAUACAAAAAUAUUAUACAACCAGGUGUAAAGCAAAAUCUAUUUGGACUCUUUGUGUUCAAAAAGUAAAUCCUUGUGAAAUUGUUAAGAUAGAAUAAGCACACUCAUGAAAUAUGUUUUAAAGGUAAUUUAAUAAUUGUGUUUAUGCCUCUUUAAUUAAGAAAUUUUAAAGAAAAAUGAGUGUACAUACAUAUUAUACUGGUGCGUACAUCAGUAACUAGUGGUUGUGGUAGACUAUCAUCAGGUUGUUGAAUUGUAGAACCGGUUUAUGAAUAUGUUCUGUGAUAGAGGAGAAUUUUUAGUAAGGUGUGUUGGGAACUCACUAAACUCAAUCUGUGCCGAUUUUAUUUUCCACUGAAUAGUACGAUAAUCUUUGAAUGUUAUGUAGAAAAUGAAUUAUAAAACUUCUGACGAGUAAUAAUUUACGAUUAUCACACAUUUAACACAUCACAAUUGUUUUUAAAGUUAAAAAAAAGUAUUUCACAAAGUAAAAAAAAGGUAUUUCACAAAGGUAGUGUGUCAGAAUGCUCAUUUUUUUUCAAAAAUCAUCUUAAUAAAUGAACUUCAUGCUUAAAUUACCCAGUUUAAGUAUAUUGCACCUUAGUUUGAUUUAAGGUUACUUGUGACUAAGAAUUGAACCUGGUUAGAGAAAUACUACUUAAGAAUUGUUUCUGUUUUGUGUUCUUAUAGUGUUCAUCUUCUUGUCUCACCCCUGUACAUAAUGGACAUUCUUAUCUGUACAUUCCAUCAAAAACUGGCAAGCGCUCCAUAUUUAAUUCAGGAAAUCCAUUUUUGGUUCUACUUUACAAGAAACAAUGGCAUUUAUUGUAAAGGAACAGGUUGUUGUGCUUUAUUUUUUAUUUUAUUUAUCCACCUAUUGUUAUCUAUUUUAUUACUGUUUUGAUCAAACAUUGAAAUCCAUUCCUAGACAUAAUUUCAAAUGAACAACUAUUUAUCAAAGAAUCUCAAAAUAAUGUAAAUGUUUGAUGCAUGAAUACCCAAAAGGAUCUGAGGGAACUGCACUGUGGCCCCGCUCUAGAUUAAUGCUAUAUAUGGUUGUUAUUGUUGAAUAUUGUUUCGUUUUAAGUUCUUGUUUUAUGAUUGUAACAUAGAAAUCAACCACAGACUUAUAUUAUGUAAUGCAUACAAUGCAAUGUUGAUAAUACAAACCACAGUUUCAUCAUUUAAUUGUAAGGUCAAAGGGCAUAUUCCUAGGUGAUCUUUUAACAGUGAUGUCACUGGUGUAGUAAUAUCGCCAUGGAGACCCACUUUCAAAUUUAAGCUGGUCACAAACUUGUGUCAAAUCAUUAGAUCUCCUGUAGUCGGUGGUUCAAUAAACUUUGUGUCUGAAAAUUCA
This is a messenger RNA of Ostrea edulis (European flat oyster), 4143 nucleotides long. RefSeq names its product synaptotagmin-1-like. The coding region runs from base 1093 to 2412 and encodes 439 amino acids. Gene Ontology annotation, cellular component: axon; synaptic vesicle membrane; dense core granule. The transcript has 11 exons. NCBI's taxonomy places the organism in Eukaryota, Metazoa, Mollusca, Bivalvia, Ostreida, Ostreidae. Gene Ontology annotation, biological process: cellular response to calcium ion; calcium ion-regulated exocytosis of neurotransmitter; regulation of calcium ion-dependent exocytosis. The record is from RefSeq and is a predicted model, not a curated record. Gene Ontology annotation, molecular function: calcium-dependent phospholipid binding; clathrin binding; phosphatidylserine binding.